Diuraphis noxia (Russian wheat aphid) is the source of this 991-nucleotide messenger RNA. RefSeq lists its product as uncharacterized. NCBI's taxonomy places the organism in Eukaryota, Metazoa, Arthropoda, Insecta, Hemiptera, Aphididae. The record is from RefSeq and is a predicted model, not a curated record. Gene Ontology annotation, biological process: mitochondrial transcription; transcription elongation by mitochondrial RNA polymerase. Gene Ontology annotation, cellular component: mitochondrial nucleoid. Gene Ontology annotation, molecular function: DNA polymerase processivity factor activity.
UUUUUUAUAGACUUAAAUAAAAUUUUUAAUAAUAAUAAUAACCAAUUGCUUGUUAAGUCAUUUUUUUUAUAUACUUGAAAUUAUCUGGAAUGUUAUAAUGUGCCUUAUGGUUUAUCAUUUUUAUGUUAGUGAUAUUGAAAUCUUUUGGAGGUCCACCGUUGUGCUUGAUGCGCUGUUUUAGUGAAGCGAUUGAAGUUAGUAAAAUGAAACGAAAACAUAWUCGGAAUGUCAAUUAUUACGUGCCUUUACUUUCAGAAGUAAGGCGAGAGUCUAUUAAAAAAAUUGUUUCUUUACAAAUGUCUGGUCGAUAUUUAAGUUGUACCACUAUACUCAGAGAGGGUAAUAUUCUUAAAGAUUGGAAGAUGCUUUACAUGCCAGAAGAAAUGAACAAAUUUAAUUUAGAUGAUGUCUAUAAUUCUGUUGCUGCACUCAUGAAAGAUUUACCUGAAAGUGAUAUUUACCUAAUUGAGAACUAUAUAAAAAUGCCAAACAAUGUGAAUGUUGCUGGUGCCAAUUUAUUUUAUGUUAAACUGCAAACACUAGCAAUGUUAAUUGCUCUUAUCAACAGCACUCAUCCUGUUAAUACUCCUGUUAAUACUCCAGGCAAUACUCAAGAAUCUAUGAACAAAGUGCUACUAAUGAAGGCGCGUUUACACGCCAGACUAUUUCGAAUUAUUGUUGGUACAGAAAUCAUUUCAUCACAAGAUAUAACUGAAUUGAUGUUAAAAGGCAUCUUUCCUGAAUAUAUUACUCCUGUUGUUCCAACAAUUGAUGCUAUUUUAACUUAUAGAUCGGUUAAAGAGCCAAUUAUAAGAGAACUUAUGUCCAAUGGUCUUAUGUUAGCAAUGGCUUUUGUUGAUCUGGUAUUGAAUUCAAAUCCAAAAAGUAUGCAAGCACUUAAUGAAAGUUCUAGGAGGAAAUUAAAAACCACAAAAAAAUAUAAUUUAGAUUAAUUUUAAUGAAAAUAUAAAUGUAUUUGACCAGAGAUGUC